Manihot esculenta (cassava) is the source of this 1920-nucleotide messenger RNA. RefSeq lists its product as uncharacterized. The record is from RefSeq and is a predicted model, not a curated record. Gene Ontology annotation, biological process: asymmetric cell division. The transcript has 5 exons. Lineage: Eukaryota; Viridiplantae; Streptophyta; Magnoliopsida; Malpighiales; Euphorbiaceae. The coding region runs from base 1 to 1443 and encodes 480 amino acids.
AUGUGGCAACUUCUCCUUGCCGCAGCUUUAGCAGGAUCUGCUACUUUCGUUGCUAAGCAUUUUCUUGCUCAGGAACGCCCUAAAGAGGAAGAAAAUCCUUUUGAAGAUUCGAUUGCUUCUGCAUUUCAAUCUCCUCUAUUUCCUAACCAUGGUAAUGGGUACGGAUACGACAGUAAUUUCCAGCAACCACCUGAUGGGAUCUUUAGGUUCUCGAGUUCUGCUUCUGCUUCUUCGCCAAGUGGUAAGAAAACUAGGAUUUCGAGGAAGAAAUCGGGCAUCACGGGUCGUCGAUUGAAUUUUGGUGCGGAAAAUUAUAAGGCUGAUAAAAGAUCUGGUGGUUCCGAGAAGCAUUUUCUUGCUCAGGAAUGCCCUAAAGAGGAAGAAAAUCCUUUUGAAGAUUCGAUUGCUUCUGCAUUUCAAUCUCCUCUAUUUCCUAACCAUGGUAGUGGGUGCGGAUACGACAGUAAUUUCCAGCAACCACCUGAUUGGAUCUUUAGGUUCUCGAGUUCUGCUUCUGCUUCUUCGCCAAGUGGUAAGAAAACUAGGAUUUCGAGGAAGAAAUCGGGCAUCACGGGUCGCAGAUUGAAUUUUGGUGCGGAAAAUUAUAAGGCUGAUAAAAGAUCUGGUGGUUCCGAGAAGAGUGCAAGGCGCCGAUUGAAUUUUGGUGCGGAAGAUGAUAAAAGAUCUGGUGGUUCCGAGAAGAGUGCAAGGCGAUUUGCUGUUUGCUUGAAGAAGAGGAGAACUGCCAAGAGUGUGCCUUCCAAGUGUGGAUCCCGUUCUUCUAAAGAUAGCUCUUUGUUUGGUUGUGGACUUGGCAUUGGAAUCAUGUACAUGAUGUCAGCCGAGAAAGCUGAGAUCAGUAAGCUAAGCAAUGCCAUGGAUGAGAUUGCAAAAACUGUUAAAGAAUUAAGAACUGAACUGUAUAAAAGAAGGUCAGCCAAAGUUGCUGCUAUCUCAAAAGAUUUAAGCAGUAAUAAUGAACUAGAGUUUUAUAGAGCAGGUACAGGGCACAAUAAUGACCCCAAAGUUAUCAAAGUUUCUGGGAUCCCAAUGAUUGAUGAUGUUGAAUGCCCAAGUAGUGGUCUUAUAGAAGAGCCAGAGCCGCAGCUGCUGGAAAUGGAUCAACUGGAAGCAGAGCUUGCAUCUGAACUACAAAAACUUCCAUGGUCCUAUCCUGAAGCUUCUGGUCAUGAAGGAGUUGAACCAAAUAUGGAUAAGAAUGAGACUUUUUCUGGUGGGCUUCACAAACUGGAGGGUCAGAGCAAUAUUUCCUUCCAAUGCCAUGGAGUAUUGCCAUCUGAACUGGAUCAGAAACUGUCCUAUUUGCUCAUCGAACAGCUGGAAAAUCAAAUUGAGGAGCUAGAAUCUGAAUUGCAUUCUGUCCAGUCCAAACUCCAUGAGAAGGAAGCUGAACUGGACUGCGUAAAACUAACUCGUGACUGAAAUCUUCCCAUCAACUGUAUCAGGCAAGUUUUUUCUGCCUCCAUCCACUAAAGGUUGUAUGUUUAUGAGUUAUAAUAUUUUUGGAAGAAAGGAACAACUCAACUAUUGGUGUUUGCAUGAGUUGGGGUUACCAUACGCUAACAAAAAGCCUUGUCAUGUGAAAUGUCUCUCUCUAAACCUGAGUAUUGUUUUACAGAUGAUGAAGAUGUGACAUUUGCUGAGCAAGAGUAUGUGAUAACAAAUGCAGGAUUACCUACUGCAAAUCAAAGUUUCAGUUGAAGGAAUGUGAUUAUCAGAAGGCAAGAGACUAUUUAAUAAAAACUUAAGCAAAAGCAAAGUCCUAGAUGAAGAUAUAAUGAUCCAGUGUUUCAAUUGUAGGAUCAAAGAAUUUAAUGAUUUUACAAAACUUUUAAUUGAAAUUAGAAGAUAAUAAAGUUAUUAAAUAAUUUUGUAUUCAGAUAUAAUAAUUCUCACAUA